UGGACUCAAAGAGACGACCAAAAUAAUGAAGCUCCUGCUGCUCAUCCUCACGCUGAUGAUAGGUUGUGCUGCUGAAGAUGGUGGUAAUGAUGAAGAUUAUGGUGAUGAUGAAGAUGAUGUGGAGGCAUGCAUACAAGGAUGGGUUCAAUUCACCUGUGAAUAUCCUGAAACAAAUAAAAGAUAUGACCACAUCAAUGUAGUUAUUCCCAAUGGAACAAGCUUACGAAGCUCUCUGAAGGAUGUUUGGGAAGAUAAAGGCAGAUUUUCUCUGUACCAUGAUACAAAACAUAAAACUCUCAUGGUGGGCAUCAGAGAUGUUAAACAAGCAGACUUUGGGACGUACAGCUGUGAAUUUGAUCAAAGCUCAAACACAUCUGUCAUAAAGAAAUUGGAAUCUGAAAAGUGCCAGCAACCAUUUACUCAAAUUGUGACCAGAGCAGCUAAAAUCAUGUGUGAUUAUCCAGACGACGAUUUCAAGUCCGGGGUCCAGUUUUUCUGCAGUGGGGAGAAUUUUACCUGUAAGGAUAUUUUGUCAACAAAAGGUCAGAACGGGAAAUUCAGACUCACAAACACCAACAGAGGCUUCAACGUGUCCAUCAGGGAUGUUUCCUCACAGGACGCUGGUGUCUACUGGUGUGGAGUGGAAUCAAAGGAUGGAAGCUACAGAGUUUCAAUAAGACAAAUAAAACUGGAGGUUGAAGAGCCUCCAACUACAAAAAAACCUUCAACUACUUCCUCUACGACAUCCUCCAGAACUUCCUUCACUACAUCUUCCACAUCACUGAAUCCUCCAGCUUCAGCUACCAGUUCUACAACCCAGACACCUCCUGUGACAGCUGGUUCUCCUUUAACUGCGGUCAUCACUGUGACUGUCCUCGUUGCUCUCCUGCUACUUGUGGUUGUUGUGGUUUUCACCUACAAAUGUUUUUCAUGGUCAAAAUACAGAAAAAAUGGAGAGGCACAGAACAAAGAACAUCAUAUCUAUGACGCAAUACAAGAGUCUUCCCAGAAGUCCAUCACAAGACCUGCGAUAAAAACAGUUUAUGCCACCGCCAACUUCCCCACAAACCCAUCUGUCUUCAUGCAUGAGUCCAAAGUCAACGUUAAAAACAUCUCUGGUGAGGCUGAUUCUGGUGCAUAUUUUAAUCUGUGGAAACCAGGCCAGCGUGAUAAGAAGUCUACAGCCAAUCAUCCAUCCAGAGUUUCCAAUGACCCUUUCUACUCUGUUGUUGCCAUGCGACUGCAGCACUGAGGAAGGUUAAGUCCUGACUGCUCCUCUGUUUACUGCUUACUUUCUCACAUGGGGGCAGGUAUGUUUGAAUAGCUAUUAAAAUUUGAUGAUCUGGGAAAUUUCAAAGCAUGUGGGGUCCUUUCCUUGAUGCAUUUCAAAAUCUAUAAAAAAUGUUCAUGUGCUUUUACCUCAUGUCAGGUGUGGAAAUACAGUGUACAGAUCUAGGGCGGUGACCAGGGUGGGAAUGAAUGGGAUUAUUUUGCCGGGCCUAAAUGUUAUUUAUGUUUAUAUUUUUUUUCUUUACUUCACUUUUUUCUUUUUU
This is a messenger RNA of Oreochromis aureus, 1553 nucleotides long. RefSeq names its product junctional adhesion molecule-like. Gene Ontology annotation, cellular component: cell surface. Bases 26 to 1252 code for a protein of 408 amino acids. Lineage: Eukaryota; Metazoa; Chordata; Actinopteri; Cichliformes; Cichlidae. The record is from RefSeq and is a predicted model, not a curated record. The transcript has 7 exons. Gene Ontology annotation, molecular function: signaling receptor activity.